CGCCCACAGCAGGGGAUGUGCAGGGACGCCCUGGCUACAGCAGCACUCACCCUGGAGGGGACGGCUGGUGGGCUCCGCGGGCCGGGAGCAGCCUCCGCAUCUCUCUUGCCUUCCCCUCUCAGCCGGCGGGCGGGACCCCGGUGGUGGGGGCGACAGCCCAGCCCGGCCCGGCCCCCCCUCUGCCCCUCGGGGGGUGGCCGCCACCGCCCUGCCCCGCGGUGCCGUUCCGUGCAGCGCCGCCGGAGCGCUCAGCUUUUAAAUGCCCUCGACGCGGCGAUCUAUCAGCGCCAGGAGCCGGGAAAGUCCCGCAGGCGCCGCAGCCAUUGGCUGCCGCCCCCCACGUGCCUGCCCGCUGCCUGUACCUUCGUGUCAUUUUCCUGCCGGCCCCAUGGAGGAAGUGGGAAAGUUGGCGCGGCCCCGCCGGACGCUGAAGACCCGGUGGCGGCGUGACAGAGGGACACAGCGAGGAUGAGCUCUUUCCUCGAGUACCCCGUCCUCGGUGGCGAGGCGGGGGGCUGCGCCGCCCGCGCCUACCACCCUGACCACGGAAUUACAACUUUCCAGCCUUGCGCCGUCAGCGCCGGCAGCUGCAGCGGGGAGGACCGCUUCCUCACGGGCCGCGGGGUGCCCAUCAGCCCCCACCGCCACCAUCACCACCACCCCUCGGCCCAGCCCGCCGCCUACCAGCACCACGGCGGCCUGGGGGUGUCCUACGCACACCCCGGCUGCGGCCCGACCUACGGCGCGCAGGGCUUCGGACCGGCAUACGGCCCAUACCCCUUGGGGCAGGACGCGGAGAUGGGCGGCGGCUUCCCCCCCUGCGCCCCGGCAGUGUAUUCGGGGAGCAUAUCCUCGUCCUCCGCUGCGCAGCACCCGCACCAGGGCUACGCCGGGGGGCCCGCUCAGUACGUGCCUCCCCACUACGGGCAGGAGCAGCAGAGCCUGUCCCUGGGCACCUACAACCAUGCCCUGUCUCCCCUCCACGCUGGCCACCGGGAAAACGCCCGCUCCCCCUCCGCUGAGACCUUGCCACCAGCGCAAACCUUCGACUGGAUGAAAGUGAAAAGAAACCCACCCAAAACAGGCAAAGCUGGCGAAUACGGCUUCGUGGGGCAGCCCAACACAGUCAGAACUAACUUCACCACCAAGCAGCUCACUGAGCUGGAGAAAGAGUUUCAUUUCAACAAGUACCUGACCCGGGCCAGGCGGGUAGAAAUCGCUGCCUCCCUCCAGCUCAACGAGACACAGGUGAAGAUCUGGUUCCAGAACCGGAGGAUGAAGCAAAAGAAGAGGGAGAAAGAGGGGCUUCUGCCCAUCUCCCCCGCCACCCCCACGGGCUGCGAGGAGAAGGCAGAGGAGUCGUCGGAGAAGUCCUGCUCCUCGCCCUGCACCGCCUCGCCUGCCUCCUCCGCCGCUUCGGACACACUCGCUGGCUCCAACUGAGACCCGCCGAGCCCCGACGGCCGCCUGACGAGAGGGCCCCGCCAGCGCAGCUCGCUUCCUUUCACCGCCGUUAUGUCGGUCUCCCGGUUGGUCCCUUGGUCGGUCGCUCUCCCUGAGAGGUCCCGGCUCCCCCUUCCCCCACCCAGUUCCCCUUUCUCAUGCCGUCUAGUCCCGGGGGUACCGGCUCCACCGCCCUCUCGCCUCCCAUCGGCCGGCUCCCGGCGCCUCGGUGCCAGGGGUUUUCUCCUCCCAACCCCAGCAACCGUCCCAAACUUUUUCUGCUGGAGGAUCUGUGUUGGCACACGAGUCUCCCUCCUUCACUGCAGGGACGGUCCUCCGAGUUUCCCGAAGUGGCAGACAGGUUAUCUAGGGUACAUAACCUCAUGAAGAGAUGCACUAUUGCAAGUGUUUACACGACUAAUAGGACUUUCAUCCCCUUAAUUUAACGUAUUCUUUGUUCGUGUCUAUGAGUUUGUUGCUUGUAAAUACUUUGUCCGAGAGAUUUAUCUUUUUACAGAUUUUUCUAGAGAUGACGUUUCGAUUAUCAGGUUAAGCAGGGUGAGCACAUUUGCCAAACUGGAUCCACUUUUAUAUUGGUAAAGCUGAUGACCGUAUCAAGUAAACGUCUUAAGCUCAAGCAGAUACCUCAAGACAAAAAAGAGUAGCGCUAUUUCUUUAAAUGUGACAAACAAGGCUUCAAUUGCACUAGGUUUUGUAAACCUUACCCAGUGUGCUUGCCCCCUCUUCCCCAAAGCUGUGCUGGAUUAUGCUCAACCAAAGGGUAUAACUGUCCAAAAGACCUCACCUCUUCCUAGUUUCCUACUAACCUUACUUUCGACUCGAUGUCUUUUCAACCUACUUGUGAAUGUGCCGAAUGGCCAAAUGAAUGUAUAAUUUCUGUGGUUGGUGUCCAGACCAUUGCAUGAUGCACCGUGCUUUGCUGUACUGCGGGUACACUGAGUUCUAUCAGUUGUAGUGUGUGAGCGAAAUGUCCUCCUGAUUUUCUGUACAAUCAUGAAAGGCUCUGGGAUUCCUCCAGUGAUGGAAGCCAGGGCAAGAUUUACGGGUCCUUAUAAUGUCUGUAAUAAAUAUAUUCCACUUUCAGGUA
Messenger RNA from Pezoporus flaviventris, 2551 nucleotides. RefSeq names its product homeobox A1 (gene HOXA1). Bases 469 to 1443 code for a protein of 324 amino acids. Gene Ontology annotation, biological process: regulation of transcription by RNA polymerase II. Gene Ontology annotation, molecular function: RNA polymerase II cis-regulatory region sequence-specific DNA binding; DNA-binding transcription factor activity, RNA polymerase II-specific. Gene Ontology annotation, cellular component: nucleus. The transcript is spliced from 2 exons. The record is from RefSeq and is a predicted model, not a curated record. Lineage: Eukaryota; Metazoa; Chordata; Aves; Psittaciformes; Psittacidae.